Messenger RNA from Drepanopeziza brunnea f. sp. 'multigermtubi' MB_m1, 1083 nucleotides. RefSeq lists its product as uncharacterized. NCBI's taxonomy places the organism in Eukaryota, Fungi, Ascomycota, Leotiomycetes, Helotiales, Drepanopezizaceae. Gene Ontology annotation, cellular component: nuclear pore. Gene Ontology annotation, molecular function: ubiquitin binding; RNA binding. The record is from RefSeq and is a predicted model, not a curated record. Gene Ontology annotation, biological process: RNA export from nucleus; transcription-dependent tethering of RNA polymerase II gene DNA at nuclear periphery.
AUGGCGGGAAUAUUUGGAACGGCGAAUGCGAGUAGCACCAACUCAGCAAACACUCUCGGCGACCUCUCCAACGAUGUUGCCCUCAGCAACCCCCCAGACGACAGCAUUUCCGACCUGUCCUUCUCGCCGCAGUCUUCCCACCUGGCUGUAGCGUCUUGGGACAAGAAAGUCAGGAUUUAUGAGAUCACCUCAACAGGGGGAAGCAAUGGGAAGGCCUUCUUCGACUGCGAGGGACCUGUAUUUAGCUGCGACUGGUCGCCUGAUGGAACCAAGGUCGUAGGAGCUGGAGCAGACAAGGCUGCGCGCGUAAUCGACCUUGCAUCCGGUACCAACACCGCGACGCAAGUUGCUGCCCACGAUCAACCCAUUCGUUGCGUCAAGUACUUUACGCCACUUAAUGCCAGUGCGCCGAUGAUUGUUACUGGCUCGUGGGACAAGACUAUCAAAUACUGGGACUUGCGCCAGUCGACGCCAGUGGCUUCCGUGCAAUGUCAGGAACGAAUCUAUACGCUGGAUGUGAAGAAGAACCUGCUCGUCGUGGGGACUGCGGACCGAUAUAUUAACGUGAUCAACCUCAGCGACCCAACAAAGUUCUACAAGACCCUCCAAAGUCCGCUGAAGUGGCAAACGAGAGUGGUCAGUUGCUUUACGGAUGCUACUGGGUUUGCAGUUGGAAGUAUCGAAGGGAGAUGUGCUAUUCAAUACGUUGAAGAUAAGGACUCCAGCUCCAACUUCUCUUUCAAAUGCCAUCGUGACCCUCCACAGAAUAACAUGACCAACGUCUACUCCGUCAACGCCAUCUCCUAUCACCCCGUCCACGGCACUUUCAGCACCGCAGGCUCAGACGGCACAUUCCACUUCUGGGACGGAGUUGCCAAACACAGACUAAAGGGCUACCCCGCCGUUGGAGGCACUAUCUCAGCAACAGCCUUCGACGCCAAAGGAGAGAUCUUCGCCUACGCCGUCAGCUACGACUGGAGCAAGGGCUACGCAAGCAAUACCGCCACGCUCACUAACAAGGUGAUGAUGCACGCUGUCAACGCAGACGAGUGCAAACCCCGACCAAGCGUUAAGAAGCGGUGA